AUGCAUCACAUUAUCUCAUUUUCUUUUUUAUUCUCCGCAUUUGCUCAGGUGACGAGUGGGUCGUCGAUAUUUCUCGAUUGGUCAUCCGAGGUGCCGAAUGGAGGGGUUCGAGCCUAUGUACUCGACUAUUCACCCCCGGUCGGGAUUCCCCCAGCCGGCACUCAUCUAUCGAGGACAACCCAGCAACUUUUGCUCAAUCAAACGAUCCCCGCCGCCGACUAUUCCGUAUAUUUGACGGCGUUAAUGAUCGAUGGAACGCGGAGAAAUGUUAGCGAAAAGCAUUUGCCAAGCAGUCCAAAUCCGCCAAUUCUCGACACGAUUGAAACAAGCGCAUCCGAUGCGACGCUUUCUUAUUUUCCACCAGAAGGACAAGAUAUUAGUUAUUAUAUAGAAUAUUUUCCAUUGGAUCGCGAAGAAUAUGCGAAUUUUGUGGAGACAAAGUCCUUGUUGGUGAAAUUACGCGGCCUCGAUCCAUCCACCACUUUUCGAUUAAGAAUAUUAUCCGUUUUUCGUGGUGUUCCUUCAACAGAAUCGAUCGAUACAACAUUCAUGACAAAAGAUCUCGGAAAAUCGGUCGAAGAUUUGGGCAUGUUCACCAUCAAGACAUUGCCACCAGAUUUCGAUCUUGCCACCGCUACUCUCACCCCAAAAAACAUCGAUGGCUCAAAAGAAUAUGAAUAUAUGUCAAAAGAAGAGUCACAAACCCAAACACCGACAAAUGGAAUACUCGAAGAGCAGAGAAAAGAGCCAACCGGCGAAACGGAAUACUACUAUCAAGAAACAAGUGUGACGAGUGAGGUGAAUGAAUCGACCACCCCAAGCACGCUCAAUGUACAAACACCAAAAUUGGAGAUUGUGAUGAUCACGGAGAAUUUCACGGAAAUGCCAACCACUAAACAAUCCACUGUUUUGAGCACCAUCAUUACCACAGAGCCGACAACAAUUGAGGUGCACAAAGAGGUAGAAACGAAGACGAUCCGUCCAAUUGUUGAUGACUAUGACAAUCUCGAACAGUCACAACAAACGAUGCCCGAUGUCACUAAUUUGAGCAUGACAAAGAAAGCACAAUUGAAAGUGACAAGAAGACCUGUAAUGAGCACGAGUGACGAAAAUAAUGGGCUCACGAAUGAAUGGACAAUCACAACUAAAACAAGCACCAGUCCAAUUCAGACAACAACCACCAGUCCAAUUCAGACAACAACCACACUAAAUAAAGAACUCGUUUAUGAGUAUGAGGAGAUGAUGGAAAAAACGAAGAGCACUCAUUCUAUAACAAAACACACAAACGGCCCAAAAACGACAGAGCUUGUCGAGAAGGAAGUGGUCGAUUAUGGCCCCGAAAUUGGCGAACCAAUCACAACAACUACGAGGAUUCCGGAAAAAGACGAAUAUGGUGAACCAGGAGCCAUUUGGUUGUCCAAAGAAGGAAAGAUGCUCAAACUUGAAUGGGACGUGAGUGAGGGUUCUCUUUGUGACGCUUUUCUCCUCAACUAUACCGUUUUGAGUCUCUCCCAGCCGAAAGCUUUCUCAAUUGCCACGCAGGAGACAUUUGCACUCAUCAAAAUGUUCACUGAUCACAAGAUUGAGAUGAAAGUCUUCUGUAUGCUAGCUGGGUCAUUGUCAAAAACAUGGUGGGCUCAUCGACUUGCCGAUCUCAGCAAGCCUCGGUCAAUUCAUGGUCUCAAAGCGGCAAAAGUUGAAACGGAUGAAUUUUACGUGGCAAGCAUUGAAUUGUCUUGGGAUUGGCCUGAUCAUCAUGAUUUUGAAUUUUAUGAUUUAUCCGUGCAUUAUGGAGUUGGGAAGGCCCCACCAAAAGAAAUCGAAGUGAAAGAGAAAGGAAAAGUGUUGAUUGAUAAACUUGAGUCCACACAAGAAUACACAAUUACCGUGAGAAAUGUGAGCCGAGAGUUGAGCAUCGCCAGCUCGGAUGCCACCAUCAAGCAACUCACACCUCCGAUCAUCUCGUCAACUUUAUAUCCCGGUCAAAUUUCAUCCACGUCAAUUAAUAUCAAUUUUGGAGAAUCCGAUCCCGAACAGGGAAAAUUCGAUCACUACGAGCUUGAUUUUACCGGAAACAACAAGAAUAUCUCAAGGAAAAUCGGAAUGGAUAAAGAAAGAUCUUUCACAUUCACCAAAUUGAUCCCCGGGAAAACCUACCAUUUCGCUCUCUACACUGUUUAUCAAGGAUUGAGGAGUCGCCCGGUGAAAGCUGAAGUCACAACUUAUCCUUUAAAAGUGGAAAAGUUACAUCCAAUCAUUGGCAAAGAUUACGCGAUGCUUUAUUGGGAUAUUGAAAAUUUUGCCGACAACGAUGUGCGCUUUCGAUUGAGUUACACUGCAAAAUCAAACAAUGGAGCGUCAAAAGAGAGAACGGUUCAACUCAAAAAUGUGAAUCAUUUCCGAUUUGAGGAAUUGGAUUUAGAGACAUAUUAUACGUUUACGAUCACCGUAAUUAUGGGGUUGGGCGACUCGGAGGCGGAAAGCGAGAGUGAAACCAUCACGGUUGCUUUUGGGAAUGAUGUGAGGUCAAGACCAUCCCUGAAAAGACACGGAACUCGUGAGUUGGCAUUAAUCUUUGAGAAUGAUCACACAAUGUGGCAUGAGCUGAAUGGUCCAUUCAACAACUUUGCCGUCAUAGUCACCGAGGACAUUGAGCUUGGCGGAGAUGAAUGGGAGCUUCGAUCGUGGUUCGAAGUGCACAACGAUGAAACGUGGCCAGCCUAUCGAGCAAGCAAAUCCAACUAUCAACCAUUUCAGAAACGCGGUGUGAAAGAGGCGACAUUUGUGAUUGGAGAGGAUGACUGUGAACAGCAAAAGUUGGAUGAACCGUAUUGCAACGGUAUGCUUCGAGCAAACACGAAGUACUUGGCAAAGGUUCGCGGCUACACGGAUGAGGGAGUAGCAAUGGAGACUGAAUGGGUGGCGAUUCACGGACAAACCGAUGGUGAAGAUGGAGAAGAAGGAGAAGAAGAAGACGACAAAGGGCUUCCCUGUCACAUGUACUUGAACGGAUGCCCAAGAAAAGGCUCGGAGAAAUCGGGCGGUUUCUGGAAAUCGAUCAUGUCGGCGCUAGGAUUCUUGGGACGC
Mesorhabditis belari is the source of this 3087-nucleotide messenger RNA. Lineage: Eukaryota; Metazoa; Nematoda; Chromadorea; Rhabditida; Rhabditidae. The record is from the annotation of a GenBank genome assembly.